Molecule: messenger RNA, 5116 nt
Organism: Chelonoidis abingdonii (Abingdon island giant tortoise)
Lineage: Eukaryota; Metazoa; Chordata; Testudines; Testudinidae
Gene: ARID5A
Product: AT-rich interaction domain 5A
Biological process (GO): regulation of transcription by RNA polymerase II
Cellular component (GO): nucleus
Molecular function (GO): transcription cis-regulatory region binding
Source: RefSeq, a predicted model, not a curated record
CCAUUGUACUCUGUCAUUUCCCGAAAGCGGCUCACGCUUGUACUUUGAAGAUGCUAACGGCCCCUCCUUUCGAGCCAAGAAAUGCUUUGACCUUUUCAAGAACAGUUUUUUUUUUUCCAGCCAGUACGGCAGUGUAGAGGAGUGAAGCAAGCUAUUCCCAUUUGCCCCUCACGGGAGGACAUACACGCACACAUACCUUGGUAGUUAGUGUGAACAAGAGAAAUGUUUAGCAGUGGGCGUGUGUGUGACUCUGGAAUUUGCAGAUUGCUGCUGUGAAAUACAAACAUCCACUGUCACUGUUGGCAAAGGCAGAACCAAAAAUCCAAAAUACCAGAGGACUCUGCUGUUGCGGAUUAGAUUGGAGUCGUCUUUCCUUGGGGAUUGAGUUAACGUAGUCUCCCUUUCUCUAUGCCCUGGAAUAUGUAUGAGGUUGAGCACCCCCUGCUGCCCCCUUGGGUAGGGUUUAGAUGAGCUCAUGGGUCAUUGCCAUCUCUAAUUUCUGUGAUUCCCUGAAGUUUAGGAAUGGAUUUGCUGCACUUUCUGCCUUGCUGGCAUUGGCGCCCUGCUGGUUUCUUGCUCUCACUCUUGUUUGUACUGAGUCUUUGAUAUGUUAGCAAGGUUGGGUUGCUUUUGGUUUAAGGUUUCUUUUUGUAGCAGGGUAAUCUCAUGGCUGAAGCACAGGGGUCGGAGCCUGGAGAACUGGCUUCUAUUCCUUGCUCUGCCAUUGUGCAACCAUGGGUGAGUCCCUCCCUUCCCCAUUCCAUGCCUCAGUUUCCCCACCUGUAAAAUGGUGGUGAUGAUACUGCCCCAUCACAUGUGAUGCUGUGGUAUUGACAUUAAUCCACUAAUGAUGGGAUGAUAAAGAAAUGAUUUAGAGCAGCAUGGCCAAUUCUCCUCUCUGAACUGGUGAGAGGAGGUUGCUGGCAGAGCAUAAACUGUGUGAGCCCCCAACUGUGCAGAAGGACAGCCCCAAAACAGGCACUUUGCCAUCCCAAUAAAACUGCCAAGCAAGGUCCUGCGCAGCUGCCUUGCAAAUAAACAGGUGCUUUUCAGUGUUGCAACCCAGAUAAGACACAUCCCAACUGGCAUGAAACAAAGAACAGUAUAAUACUGGAUCGUCAGGAUCGGAAAUGGGGUGGGGGAGGAGGGGAGGAACAACCGCUGAGAUCCGCAUAGGAAGAAUGAAGCGGGAGCAGCAGGACUCUGCAGAGCAGAGGGGCAGAUUCUUACAUGUGGCAUAAGCCAAGUUGUGCUUUCACUCCUCCAUAUGCAACCCCCCUGAUGUCUCUAGUGUCAGCAGGAGCAGGGGUCUGCCCUGUUUAUAUAAGGAGAGGAGGGCACAGCUUGUCAACAAGCCGUGAUCCAUCCAGUAUAACUGUUAGGAGAACUCCCUAAUUAAUAGUGUUCGGCUUGCUUUGUAAUUAACAAAAACACCUGCACUUGACUAGUUUGUUUAUUGGGAGUUGUGCUCUUGUGUCAGUGUGUGGUUCAGGUGUCUUUGUCCCUUCCUCUCCAUGCCUGUUCUGUGUGCCAUGUUGAUGAGCCCAGGCAGUUGGGGGGUGGAGGGGUUGACUCUCAGCCUUCCUCUCUCCCCCGUAGUGGCUCCUGCCAUAAGCUGGGUAAAAGGCUCAAGCUGUUCUCUGCUCUGUUUCCCAAAGUUGUCAUCAUGUCCAGUAAUCCUCUCAGAAGCCGGGCUUGUUUUGGCUGCAGUGCAUGGUGAUCUCAUGCCCAGAGAACAUUAAACCGACCAGUUUUCUCUCCCCUUUGUACAGUAUGUGAAAGCAUUUUAUGAGCUUGCUGACCCCGUGGGGCUGAGAACGACACACAGCAAACACGAACUGGAGUAGGCUGAGGGGCUGAGCCUUGGGAACAGAUCAGCCCUUGUUUGAAAAGCUCUAGAAGGAGAGGUGGCUAUUUCACCAGUUUCAGAAGGAGAGACUGAUGUGGCCUGGUUCUGAUUCACCGGUUCUGGUUCCGAACUGCCCUCCCCUCAGCUUGGAGAUGGGGUUUGUUGGAGUAGUGGGUGACCUCAACCCGACAGAUGUUGCUCAUUCGGGCUCUGGCAUCAGCAGAAGUGCAGACACUCAGCUUUAAAGGGAAGAGGAAGAAGAAGACAACCACAAUGGAGGCUGCUGGGCCGGGGCCUGUGGAAGAGGCUGAUGCUGUGCAACCUGGACCCGAGGGGAGCCAGAGCACUGUGGACCCGCUGGACCAGGUGGACUCGCCAGCACUGAAGCCGGACACCAGCCCCAAAGAGGAGCAGAAGAGGCUGGUGGAGGAGAUGGGGGAUGAGCAGGCAUCGAGCAGGGAGAAGGAGGAGGAGCAGGCCUUCCUGGUCAAUCUCUACAAGUUUAUGAAGGACCGUCACACCCCCAUCGAGAGGGUGCCUCAUCUUGGCUUCAAGCAGAUUAACCUGUGGAAGAUCUACAAAGCUGUGGAGAAGCUGGGAGCAUAUGAGCUGGUCACAGGAAGACGCCUCUGGAAGAACGUGUAUGAUGAGCUGGGAGGCAGCCCAGGAAGUACCAGCGCGGCCACCUGCACCAGGAGGCACUACGAGAGGCUGGUCCUCCCAUACGUGCGACACCUGAAGGGCGAGGAUGACAAGCCCCUGCCCCCCGCCAAGCCCCGGAAGCAGUACAAGGUCUCCAGGGAGCCCCGUGGGGAGCAGGGCAAUGACGCAGCCGAAAAGAGCAAGAGAGUCAAGAAGGAGAAAAGCGGAGACCAGGUUUUGCCUGAGAAAGUGAAGCCGGAUGCCUCUGCCGCUCCCAAACGGGCCAGGGAGACUGUGACGGAUGGCCCCGAGCAGAGCCGACCGGGAGACCGAGCUGAGGGGCUCCCCGUUUCGAACACCAAAGACUUGGGCAAGAGCCACCUGUCCUUGAGCUGCCACAGCAACUGCAGGGCCCACGGCUGCUCCGAGGCCUACAAACGGCUCUUCUCCAGCUUCUACUUCAAAGGGAACCAUGGCAUCAUGUCUCCCUUGGCCAAGAAGAAGCUGCUGGCUCAAGUGAGCAAGGCGGAAUCCCUGCACUGUCAUGAGAGACACCUGAGCCAUUGCCCCGAAGGCAAGAAAUCCAGGUCUGCAGGGCUCCCCUGCCCCAGCUCAGAGCUUGACUCCAAGAGGCCAUCAGUCAUUCAUCAGAGCAAAGAGGGAAGGAGCCCUGUGCCAGGGGGGGAUGAUGCCAAUGACCCAGCCCAAGUGUGUCACCCCCCUAAUAAAGGGGAGGGGGCACCAUGCCCAAAGGGAUCUCUGAGCCCCAGAGGCAGCCAGAUAUUUCCGAGGACAGAGGACGGGAGUUCAGGGCACCACCUCUCCCCUGCUCCUGCCUUCUUCACUGGCCACUUCCAUGCGUACAGAAGUGAGGUUCUGAAACCCGUGAGCUGCCACCCCCUACGAGGCCCAAUGGAGUAUUUUCGUGGCUUCAAGGAUUUCCCAGAGUCUCUCUCCAUCUAUCAGCAGCCAGGCAAGGACCUGCAGCAAGCCAACCUCCCUCGGAAGAGGCAGGAGUGUACAGAGGAUUGUGUGGAGCAGCCAGAAGAUCUGCGCAGCAAAGCGAGCCAGGCUCUGCCCUCCUGGAGCAGAGACAGCCAGGGACCCUCUGCCUUCUAUAAAAGUGGCUCUGCAGGGAGCAGAGGCUCUCCCUUCACCAGUGUGAAAGGCUGCUGGAUUCCACCCAUGGCCAGCUUUGCCAAGACCAGUCCCCAGCUACCCAAGAAUGGAGGGCUCAUCCAGCCCAUCCCACAGAGCCAGGUGGGCAGCCCUGCCCUGGGCCCCAGGCCGAGGACCAAGCGCAGUCUGGAGGAGGAGGGUUUUGUUCAUGGGAAGAAGCUAAAGGCCAUUUCGCCUCUCAUCAAGGGAGUGGAGCCAAAGGACAAGCGCGGCGAGUCGCCAAGCCUCCAGCCGGGCCUGGCCAAGCCCCAGGCUAUGGUGCCAAAUCCCAGCUUCCCAGCGCCACUCCCCUCCGCUGCAGGGCAGGACAGUUACAAGGGCACCAUGCUGAGGUUCCCGGUGAACUUUGGCACCCCCGCGGACCAUUUAAAGGGCCAGUCCUCUCCACUGAUCCCUUCACUCUCUGGCAAUCCAUUUGUUAUCCCUGCGUUUCCAGGCCACAUAUUAGCUGCCUCUACUCAAUCCUCAGACCUCUGCCGGCCGCUGGCUGCCAGCCUAGUGCACUACCCUACAUCUUACGACAGCUCGCUGCGGCACAGGCUAUACCCUGUUUCGACAUGGCACAAUCAGCCGACAUACGCCUCCCCCCACGGGACCACCUUCCACCGGAACAACAAGCUGUAGCCACUGGCGUGGGCACUGUCCUUUGUGGAGAGAGAGGGUUUCUACUGAUGGUAGUGGGUCUCAGCCAGCCAUGGCUCAGGGGUAGGACACUCAGUAACACUGGAGAUGCAGCUGUGCUGCAUCUCGCCUUUGGAGCUGCCCCUGUCCCGUAGCCUUGUGUUGCAAAGCGGUAAGAGAAUAUACGGACGGCCUGGACCACAUCAUUUUUACUCUUGAUCUUUGAGCUUUAUUUGUAAUUGACAUCGUACGCUGGGGACUUCGACACACACGUUGUGGGUUUAAAAAAAAAAUGGGAGCAAAAUAGGUUCUGGAGAUUCCUCUUAAUGCCAGAGGUGACCCCAUCCGCCUUGUAGUCGCUCAGACAAGUAUGUUCCAAAAUGCAGCGUGAACUUGGAUGUUGUCGGUCCAUGCUCCUUAAUAGCAGGACUGAAAAUAGGAGUGUAAAGACAGGGAGAGAGGAGAAAUUCAAAUGAACUAACAAGUAGUGUUUCUAGGGUAUCCCAAUAUGCCAGCUGAGUUUUUGGGGUGCUCUAUGAUCCAUGUUACAGAGCACUAGUUCUUCUGAUCUAAAAACGGAGCAAGUUUAUUUCAGUUGAGUUGCCUCGAGGACAGGAAUCCUGGGUUUAAAUUUCCAGGGGAUUGGGGGCGGGAAGUUAAAACACCCAUUGGUUUUGCAGAACCCUGAAAUGGUUUGAGAUGUUCCCAAGUUACUCUCAUGACACUGUCUGUGGAGGUUCCUGUGGAUCUCUCCAAAGGCUGCGUUGGUCUGGUUGGAAGCAUCUAGGUGUGUACAAUAAAACUGGCCAAGAUGGUGCAAAAUGG